Molecule: messenger RNA, 3380 nt
Organism: Leptopilina heterotoma
Lineage: Eukaryota; Metazoa; Arthropoda; Insecta; Hymenoptera; Figitidae
Exons: 17
Coding region: 470-2962 (830 amino acids)
Biological process (GO): signal transduction
Source: RefSeq, a predicted model, not a curated record
UUUCGAUAGUCGCUCCGCGAACGUUGAUCGGACAACUUCCAUCGUGAACUUUUCAUUUUCCCGCCUAAAUACACGUUAUAACGUUUCAUUUUUCAAACACUACUUAGGGGGGAAAAAAGACAGUUUCUUCCAUUCAUGGACAGUGACGAGAACUCUUUUUACUGUUCAUAAAUGAACAUCUUCAUUCAUGGCACGUAGCGUAAAUCCGUUUACAACAUCGCGAAACUAUACAGACGGCAUAAAAUGUAGAACGGAGAAGAGAAAAAAAUGAUGAAAGGAAAAAUGUUACGUGAAAGUAUUUCUAAACUAAAGAAAAUAAGAUGCAGAGACUAUAAAUUUAAUUAUUUAUUUUGAAUUACGAUUGACUUUAAUAUAAAAGUUAUGAUAAAGGAGUAAAUGUUAAAUUGACAAUUUUUUUUUAUAAAAAUGUCGUGACCAAAGAAAAAAGAAGAAGAGAAGAAAAUGAAAAAUGACGGUAAUGCAAGCAAAGUGUGUGCAACAUUCAAACAGAAUUAUUUAUUAUCUUAUUAUUCUGCAAUCAUUAUUGCAAAUUAUUGCCUUCAUUUAUCUUUAUCUCUACGUGGCGAAAGUUGAUUCUGAAUUGAAAAUUCUAAAUAAAUUGGGAUGCCAGCAUCCCGUCGUCGUCGAAAACGAAAGUUUAAUGCGCCGGAAGAGAAGUAGUGCACUUCCCGCAGCUGAGGACAAUGCAGUAUUAGAAGUCUUCAGGGUGCCAAAGGAUUCGAAGAAAUCUACAGCUAACCCUAGUGAACCAGUGGUUCCUGCAUCCCUUAACAGGCAAGAAUGGGUUGAGAUGACGGCCGACACGAGGAUUCCGGUGGAUACGAUACAUGCGUACUGUCGAAAAUUCAGAGACAGUUGUCCAGCAGCAGCGCCCGGGGCACAGGGUGCUCCGGGAGCACCUGGGGACAGGGGACUUCCUGGACACGCGGGGGCAUCAGGACCCGAGGGGCCACCGGGACUGCCUGGCUAUCCAGGUGAGAGAGGACUGAAAGGCGAUCCUGGCUCACCUGGACUCGACGGAAGGGAUGGCAUUCCUGGAGAACCAGGAUUGGACGGAAUCCCAGGACGAAUAGGCCACGAUGGUAUUCCGGGUAAAGACGGAAAAGAUGGCAUUCCUGGAAUUCCUGGCAGUUCUGGAAAGAAUGGAAUUGACGGAAUUCCAGGACAGAAGGGAGAUGCUGGCUCACCAGGAACGAGAGGAACACGAGGACCACCUGGACCAAAAGGCUUACAAGGACCACCAGGGCAUGAUGGGAAGGCAGGAGAGCCUGGAGUUGUUGUCUACGAUCGUCAAUUGAGUAAUGGCACCCGAGUUAAUGAGCGUCUUAUUGCGCCUUCCAUUCCCAUAUUUGGACAGAAAACUUACUACACAGUUAACGAAGGAGAAAAUGUUCGUUUAGAGUGCGGGGCCAUUGGAUUUCCAAUACCGAACAUUACAUGGCACAUGUCAAAUGGACUAAUUCUGAAAGGAAUCUACAAAUACACAAUGGUGGUUGGAAAUCCUUUUACCAUAACAACAGUCAGCCGAGAACAUACAGGGGAUUAUAUUUGUACUGCAAGCAAUGGUAUACCACCGAGUGCGAACCAAACGAUCAAACUCCAAGUCCAAUUCGCUCCUUACAUUCGAGUUCAUUCCCAGACAAUUCGAGUUCGAAAUCAAAAUACCGCUAUGCUCGAGUGUGAAGUGGAAGCAUUUCCGGAACCAGAAACAUAUUGGAUACGAGAUGAUGGUCGACGGCUCGAUUUAUUGGAAAAGUAUCGUUCCGAGGUCAAUAGCAGACGAAACGGUUACAAGUUUAUAAUGAAGCUGCAAAUCAUAAAAGUCGUAUCCAUGGAUCAUGGUAUUUAUCAUUGUGUUGCAAAGAACGUCAUAGACACGACAAAAGGAACACUUAUGGUCACAGGUGUCACGCAGAAUAUGGAUGAUUUGAGAAAUACUCAGCAACAGCAGGCUUUCUUUGGCAAGCCUCCUCCACCGAGAAUUGAUCUCGAUACUCAUUGUUCACCGCAAAUCAAUUGUGAUUCGUGUCCCAAUGUAAAAUGCUCUUUCAAAGACAUUGUUCAACCUUUUAAUAAUAUAACAUUUAAAGUGCAAUUGAUUGCUUUUCCACCGAGAUUAGCCGAGGGAGUUCUGGAUGCAGUUGGAAAGCCGGUAUUUAAGGGCGAAAUGGACGACAUUUACGGAGCCUGGAUGUAUGACACACUUCCCAGAUCUGAAGCAAUUGCAGAUAAAUUAUGGGUGACGAGGAGCAAAUUUCGUUCGAUUCUCUACGAAUAUAACAGCCGAGAUGACUUCUCGAGUUCAAUGAAAAGAGCCAAAGAAAUAAGACUUUCACGACCUUUUCAAGGCAAUGGUCACGUGGUCUACAAUGGCUCGUUUUACUUCAAUCCUGUCGAUCGAGCGUCAAUCGUAAGAUUUGACAUUAUCCCUCAUCUAUCUCACACUGGACCAAUGAUGAGAGACAAUGAAGUGUUUCUACCUGGUUUGGUUGUCAACACUAAGAAUUAUCUUUACACUCCGGAUCACAAUCACAAUUAUGUGGACUUUGACGUUGACGAGAAUGGUUUAUGGGCCAUUUAUGGUUCACUUACAAAUACGACAAUUGUUGUGAAAGUCGAUCCCAUUGCCAUGAAGCUUCAACAAAUUUGGAAUGUCACCGUUGAUCAUCAUAAAUUCGGAGAAAUGUUUAUUGCUCGCGGUGUUCUUUAUGGAGUUCACAGUGUUACUGACGAAAUCAUGAAAAUUCGAUUGGCUUUGGAUUUAUACAAAAAAUUGCCACUCGACGUCAGUUUGUCGUUCACCAAUCCCUACCACAAGACAACAAUGAUUGGAUACAAUUCCCGAACGAAGGAAUUAUAUACUUGGGACAAAGGGACUCAACUGGCAUUUCCGGUGAAAUAUCAAGAACUCUAUGGUAAUUCAACUAAGGAAGAAUAUUAAUAUUGUACAAAAUAAAAAAUACUUUUUCGAGCAAAAAAAAUUACUGAUUAUCGUAUCUACUAAAAAUUACAUCAUAUCUUUGAUCAAAGAAAAUCAGGAUUAGACUUUUAAAGUCUAUUUAGAUACAAAAUGCCUUUUUUUCGAGAUUCAUUUUUAAAAACCCAGGAUAAUUAAGAAAAAAAAUGAGAAAACAGAAAAAUUAGAACUCAGGAAAUUAAAAUUCCUUAAACAUUUUUAUUAGUAACCUUUCAUUUUUGACGAUAAUAUUUUAACCAUAUUUUUACAACAUUUUGACUAUUUUGACGAUAAUUACUUGUAAAUAUUAGCAAAGAAAAUAAUUCCAAAGAGCAUAAAGUUCCAUUGAAUUUUUGUUCAAAUUAUUAACAAAAUGUUUUUUUAUUCAAGACGAGUUUUCUUA